AUAGACGGAGGAGCCAAGAUGCUGCUUGGCGUCAAGAUUCAAAUGAAAGGAAUCUUUUUUUUUUUAAGGAAAAUAAAUAUUUAUCCCAACGGCUAGCUGAUCCACUGUCUCUCUUCUUUCUUGAAACUUGUCUGAUCAUCAAAGCUCAUAAACCCUCUCAGAUCCUCACAUUUACUAAACCUAAUCCAGUCAAGUCAUUUGUAAUAAUGGAGACGACGCCUCCUCCUUACCACCGCCCGUCGAGCGCCAAAUCAGCCUCGCGUCUCGCUCGUGUCAACGAUUCGAAAGAAGAAGAAAAAGAAGAAGCUCCACCCAAUCUCUGUCUUGAUUUGGUUUGUCAGUUGUCUCCGAAGAGCAACGAUACUCCUACUCCUUGCCCACCACCACCACUCCCAAGAGCCUCUUCUUCUCCUUCCCCUCUCCGCAGAUCCAAGACCCGUUUAGACGAUCGGCUCCAAAUGGAGGCCUCUGAGGAUGCUGCUGCUGCUGCGUUGGUGGUUCGCAAGCAGGGGAAGGCGAAAGGAGGGCAAAAGAGUCUUUUGGCUUCUCCCAGGAAUCCACGCAGAUCCAGGCGAAGGUCGGAGGCUGUGGCGGAGAGUGUGAUCGAAGAAGCCCCAAAGCCUAGAAAACGUAAGCCCAACGUCGCUCGCACUAAGAAGGAACAAAAGCAAACUUCUUCGUCUUCUUCGCAUCUUCCAAAUGACGCUUCUUGUCAAAGCGAUCUGAACCGGGUUGGAGAGAUUAUCAGCGAUUUGGUUAUGUGGAGGGAUGUUGCCAAGUCGACACUCUGGUUCGGUUUUGGAUGUCUUUCUUUCCUUUCUUCUUGCUUUGCCAAAGGACUCAACUUUAGCCUUUUCUCGGCGGUUUCCAAUCUCGGGCUUGUGUUACUUUGCGGCUCCUUCUUGUCAAACACUCUUUCUCAAAGGAAUAAGGAAUACGCCAAGAGAGAGUUCCAUGUGAGUGAAGAUGAUGUCUUGCGCUUAGCCAGACGAUUCCUUCCCGCUGCCAACUUGAUCAUUUCAAAGACCAGUGUGCUUUUUUCAGGAGAACCAUCCAUGACACUCAAAGUAACACCAUUUCUGCUAAUUGGUGCUGAGUAUGGCCACCUCAUUACACUCUGGAGACUAUCCGCAUUUGGUUUCUUCCUCAGCUUCACCGUCCCAAAGCUCUAUUCGUGUUACACCCAUCAAAUUAGCCAAAAAGUUGAAAGAGUGAAAACGAGAAUAGGCGAAGCAUGGCAAGUGUGCUCACACAAGAAGAUCUUGGCUGGCUCUGCGGUGACAGCCUUCUGGAACUUGACAAGCAUUAGAACCCGGAUUUUUGCAGUGUUUAUCAUCCUAGUGAUAUUUCGGUAUAGGAGACAGAAUCUAGUACAGCUAAAUCCGGAUGAAGUUGUUCCUGUUGAGAAUGAGAAGCCAGAAGAAGAAACACUUCCACAGGAGGAAGAGACGCAGCAGCCACAAGAAGAGCAAGCCUUAGCUAUGGUGGUUGCAGAAACCCAAGGAUCAAAGAAACUAUGAGUGUUUGUAACUUUGUACCGUGUCAAAACCCCAUUUAACAGAGAUGCAAUUUUUAAUCUCUAGUUGAUGUGAUAGGGUAUCUGUUUUUCAUAUGAGAAAUUAAGACAUGAAGAACCUUGAACAAAGAUGUAACAUGGAUCAGAGAGAGCUUAUUAUAAGAUGAAUGUUUUUUUCA
This is a messenger RNA of Brassica napus (rape), 1695 nucleotides long. RefSeq names its product reticulon-like protein B17. The record is from RefSeq and is a predicted model, not a curated record. The transcript has 8 exons. Bases 207 to 1520 code for a protein of 437 amino acids. NCBI's taxonomy places the organism in Eukaryota, Viridiplantae, Streptophyta, Magnoliopsida, Brassicales, Brassicaceae.